Ceratitis capitata (Mediterranean fruit fly) is the source of this 457-nucleotide messenger RNA. Its product is annotated as protein PET117 homolog, mitochondrial. The coding region runs from base 147 to 404 and encodes 85 amino acids. The transcript has 2 exons. The record is from RefSeq and is a predicted model, not a curated record. Gene Ontology annotation, biological process: mitochondrial respiratory chain complex IV assembly. NCBI's taxonomy places the organism in Eukaryota, Metazoa, Arthropoda, Insecta, Diptera, Tephritidae. Gene Ontology annotation, cellular component: mitochondrion.
AUGAAGAUUUUUUUUAUCAAGUUAUUUGUAGAAAUCUAGAAAUCAAAAAGGCACUAUUUGUCUACAACGAAAUUUUAACGUUCAAAAUUUUCCAUUGCUAAUGAUAAAACAUUAAAAUUAUUUUGGCUUCAUCUAAAUCAACGAAAAUGUCAGCUGGUGCUAAAAUUGCUUUGGCACUGUCGAUUGGAUUUUCCGCUAGCGUUAUUGGUUAUGUACAUUAUAAACAAAGUUCCGACCGCGCACGCCUACAUGAUGGAGUCGUUCGAGAUAUUGAACGACAACAACGUCGCAAGACAGAGAACACCUACCUGCUUCAAAAACAAAUUGACCUUACAAAACAACUUAAGGAUAUGGAAAGUUCCGAAAAGCAGACUGAGAUUAAUCACAAGUCAAAUAUUCAAUGAAAAAAAGCAUAUAACAAUAAAACUUGAAAAUUAGUCAUAAUGAAAAGCCUUCA